AUGAGAAAGGAAGGAUUCAACAAACGAUUCCCCGAAUUUGUUGUAGAGUAUGAAGGCAAUAUUCUUGAAAAUGACUUUGAUUAUAACGAUAGCGAUAGUGAUGAUGAAACUAUAGAAAGAUACCGAGAGUACACCACACCCGUAGUAAAUGUUGACUAA
Sclerotinia sclerotiorum 1980 UF-70 is the source of this 159-nucleotide messenger RNA. RefSeq lists its product with no specific name. Lineage: Eukaryota; Fungi; Ascomycota; Leotiomycetes; Helotiales; Sclerotiniaceae. The transcript is spliced from 2 exons. Bases 1 to 159 code for a protein of 52 amino acids. The record is from RefSeq and is a predicted model, not a curated record.